UUUCCAGUCUUCAUUCUGAGAAGCCCAUGAGAGAAGCUUGGGUGGACGAGCGACUAGAGACUCUCCCUCCAAUUCCAAGUGGUCCUCACUGCGGACCAUGAGAUCGAUAGGGCCAAAUAAUUGUAUGGAUGUUGUGUACAAAUCCACAUAUUCAGCUUGUCUGAAGUCAGUAACCUUGAUUUAGUAGCCUACGUGGGGUUUUGCAGACUUGCGAAUAACGGGUCGACUAGUCAUUAAACAAGACAUACCUUUCACAAACGUUUUGUGGACUGUUAUUUUGACAACGCGGAAACAGCCGGAAACCGGAACUCAAAAUAACGACUCUGCGUAGUGGGAGUCUAUCUCAUGUGAUGGUAGUGGAACUACUUGGGAAAACAAGUCAGACCAGGACAUUGACCCAUUAGUAUGAAACGUGCUGGCAGGACGAAAUUGCUUGUAAAAUAUCAGAUAAUUUCUAGAUCUGUAGAGGGGCUCUUACAUAUCUAGAAAUCAUCUGAUUUUGCAUCACAGUCAAUAAUGAUGUAUAGAUAAAGGAGUACUUGAAAGUCAAGAAGGAAGCUACUCACCGUUCAGAACCCCUACUCGUCAUGCCAUGGGGGUACAUGGCCUCACCACCUAUAUGGAGAGGGACCGUCGCUUCCUCGUUAACGUGCGUCUGCAGGCCACGCGACUGGUGAUCGACGGCAGCAGCCUGUACUACAGCCUGUACUUCAACUGUGGAGCCGACCAGCAGUGCGGCGGGGAGUAUGAGGCUUUCGCAGAACAGGUGCAGCAGUUCUUUACUGUGCUCUCCACCUGCAAGAUUCAGCCCUUUGUGGUGUUGGAUGGCGGGAUGGACCACAGUGACAAGAAGUUCUCCACCUUACAACAGCGCGCCAAGCGCUCCAUCCAGGACGCCAACUCUCUCUCGCGCGGAUCGCAUAGCUCUCUCCUUCCCCUGCUCACCAAGGCCGUCUUCAUGCAGCUGCUCUUGGACAUGGCCGUUCCCCUCUUCCAGUGUGCCGCAGAGGCAGACUUUGAGAUCGCCUCCCUGGCCAGCCAGUGGGGCUGCCCUGUGCUGACCAAUGACAGUGACUUCUACAUCUUUCAACUACCUGGGGGUUACAUACCCUUCAGGUACUUUCAGUGGGGCAGUGUGGUGGUGGGCAAGCAGGCUCCAUCGCACGGUUACAUCCCGGCCCGCUGCUACACUGUGGACCGCCUCUGCUCCCACUUCCAGGGACUCACCCCACAGAUGUUGCCUUUGUUGGCUGUGAUCAUGGGGAAUGAUUACACUCCUCCUGACAUCAAGCAGAUAUUCUUCAGCCGUGUGAACCUGCCCGUGACGGGGGGACGAGGGAACCCCCAAACCGAGGGCCUCCUCCUGUGGCUGUCUCAGUUCAGCAGCCCUGACGAGGCUCUGGAGGAGGUGCUGGAGCUUGAAGAAGGAGGGAAGAGACAGAAGAGGAACCCCACUCAAUCGGUUUUCUCGGCCGGGAUGCAGGAGUACACUCUCCCUCCUCGAAGCAGCUUGGCACAGUUCUUCUCUGGAGGUUUAUCUACUCUUCCAGGCUCUAUAGCGGUCCCUGAAAUACUUGCUGCCCAGCCACAGUGGCUCCUGCAGGGGAUCUUUACGGGCAGGUUGCCCUCUCUGGUCCAUGAUGUGCUGGUACUCAGGAGAGUCAUGUUGUAUGCCCAGGUGGAAAACUGUAGGUUACCCAGCAGCCAUUGCACCUCGCUGCCCAUUCGGCAGGUCAUCUACGGGCUGCUUCUCCUCGGGAACCAGCAGGCUACAGCUCCUGUGUUGCCAUUGCCUGUACGUCUGCAGGUGCUGUUGAGAGUCCUGCUUCUGGAAGAGCGUGCCUUGGCCCCCCUGCCGCCCACUCUCAGGCUUCCCAUGUGUGUAACCUCUUUCUGGCUGCAGCGCUCCAAGCCUCGGCCUGACCCUACCAUCCUACAGGCUGUGCUGCUGGGCCUUACAUUUGGGGAGCUCAGCCAUCGCAAAACCAUUCCCACAGACCCCACCUGCAGCAGGCCUGGUGUUGCUGCUGUGCUGCACAGGCUCUACCAGCUGGGACACAAGAGGAAGGAGCGGCGGGGGCUGAACCUGGAGGUGGCCCAUUCCCUUAGCCAGUGGCAGUCGUGCAUGAAGGCAGCGCUGUGCCUCAACCAGCUGCUAUGGGGCCCCCUUCCGGAUCCUCCCUGUGCCUGGUUGUUCAGUGGGACUCUGCUUCAUGCCGUGCAGGCAGCGCUGAGAGAAGGGGUUGCCAUAGAAACUCUCUUGGCAGGAGACCCCAUCCCUGGGCUGCUCUACUCCUCUCUAAUGGAGGCCACGCAGAAGUCAGGAGACUCUGGCCCUUCAGGACUUCCUGGAUCAUCUUUCUCCACCGCCAGGAAGAGGGGAAGGGGGCCGAGGAAGCGAGGAGGCCGAGGGAGGGGCCAGAUGCAGAGAGGGAGGGGCCAAAGGGCUGAUGAGAGUGACCUGAACAACCGGUUUGCAACGUUGAUGAGCGACGAAGAGGAAGAUGAAGAAUAGGGUCGUUCUCUUUGUGCCUGAAUGUAGACAGCAUGUUUUUAAAAGGAUUCUCUCAGAACUAAACAAGAACUGCUAGAAUUCCCAGGAGUUGUGAGGCACAUGAACAGAACGUACUGUUGACAGUCUCUCAGGAACACUGUCUAUGCGUGAUAUAUGUCAGCAUUUAAGUCGUAUAGGUUCAAGCAGGGGAUCUAUAGGCAGCUAAAAUAACACAGUAGGUUUUAUAUAAACACAGUGGUGAAGGUUUCUAUCAGCCAUCACAGGACAUGCACUUUUAUCACUGAAAAGUAGCUACAUUCUACAUUUUAAUGCACACCAUUUGACCUUUUCAGCCAUGAACUUUUUCUUCCCAAAUGACUAUAAGUGGCCAAAAAUGGCCUUCCUGUCGGCUCUGUGUUGGUUUACACAUUGUUGAUAUUACUUGCCUGUCAUGUUUCUCUGAGAUGUGGAAACCUUUCCCAGAGCUAUUUCCCAGAGCCAGCUCAAAUCAAAGAAUCAAAUCAAAUCAUGGUGCUCUCAUCUCAUCUGCUCUCACUGCUCAGCUGUAUGGAAGCUGCAUCCAAGUGUCCACUGUGCAGCGCCAGGAUCGACAGUCUCCAUUGGACAGCAUCCCGUUCUCACGAGGACAGGGGUGUGCAGGUCUUGAGUUGCCUGUCUGGUCCACUAGGCCUUACUGAUGUCUGGACUGGAGGGCUGAUCACAAGGGGGAAUUCUAAGACAUACGUGGUACACUAAUCUCCUUCCUGAUCCAAAUGUGGCUGGCAAUUCAUGUUUGUCUUUGCUUUUGCCUCUGAGAAGAUUCUGUUGUAAUAUGUUUUUAAAACAUGAUGUCAUGGUGCCAUUUGAAAGUGCCUUUAUCCACAUGUCAGUAAAUGCAUUUAUAAUGAAACAGCAACACAUCAUUAUCUUAAAUCAAAUCAAAAUUGAUCAUUCAUACUUUGCAUUUUAUCCUCUUGCCUCAACAGGCAAAAGCUUUAAUAAUGUAAUUACUUUGUUGCUGUCAUUUUGUGUCAGAUAUUGUUACAUUGAAUAAUUCCAGAAGAAAUUAGCACCAUAAUACCCACUCAUAUGUUUAACAAUAAUCUCAAACUUCACAUUGUACAUGGAGGUAUGAAAAUAAAUACUCAAUAUCAUCUUUCA
Molecule: messenger RNA, 3655 nt
Organism: Clupea harengus (Atlantic herring)
Lineage: Eukaryota; Metazoa; Chordata; Actinopteri; Clupeiformes; Clupeidae
Gene: aste1b
Product: asteroid homolog 1b
Exons: 5
Coding region: 593-2515 (640 amino acids)
Molecular function (GO): nuclease activity
Source: RefSeq, a predicted model, not a curated record